This is a messenger RNA of Penicillium samsonianum, 1749 nucleotides long. RefSeq lists its product as uncharacterized. NCBI's taxonomy places the organism in Eukaryota, Fungi, Ascomycota, Eurotiomycetes, Eurotiales, Aspergillaceae. The record is from RefSeq and is a predicted model, not a curated record. The transcript is spliced from 2 exons. The coding region runs from base 1 to 1749 and encodes 582 amino acids.
AUGGCCACCAAAUCACCAAACUCUACCCUGCAGAUGAAGAAGGAAGCGCGUGUUGAUACACCCACCUCCGAGGCUUCUUGUGCUGCUACGCUUCGCAUUGGUUGUGACAAAAUUGCGCACACUGGAUUCAUCUCACUUUGGUUUGAAGGGACACUAGCUAACUCACCCGAUAAACCACAGAACCUGGUCCUGAAUAUCAUCCCAACUAUAAUUUUGACUUGUGAAUUUGCGGCUGCCACCGAGAUUAGAGACACCUCAACACUGUCUUUGACACUCUCCAAGCCUGGCGCGGUUUUCGGUCCCACCGGAACAGACUCUCUCAGGCCUUUUGAUCCGGACGAUUCGAAGUUCCACUCAUUUGCUGCCAUCUGUAAAUCCACAAUCAUUUCUCUCAAUUUCUCUCGCCACCAUUUCGACAAAGCAGAAAUUACAAAGAUAUCAUCUAUAUCGCGCUUUCUACAACAAAAAUCUGUCCAGCCCAGGUGUUUCGAACAUCAACGACAUAACUUGGCUCCAAAAUACCAGAAAGAUUUCGAACCGCCGGCCAAACUACCGCCAUAUCGUGAAAAGGAUGUGUCCCAACAAAUCAGAGAGGUGCAACCUCCCGCCUAUCGCGAGCAGCCCGUUGACGAGCAGGUGGUUGGCGAGCAGGUGGUUGGCAAGCGGCGCAGAGACACAUUGUCAACCCCGCCUGACCAUGAAAGACGGAGACGGUUACUCCUUCCAUCGCCCCAAUUAAGAGACCAUGCCGAGGAACCCAACACACCGGGUGUUCUUACCGAACCCAAUACACCUAGUACUCAUCUCUCCAUAUCAUCAUUCCGCCCAACAUGCUUCGCACACACAUCCCCGGACCACAUCGAGGACAGGAACUUCCCACACCUUGGGCAGGCGCCCCACAAUGUUUCGGAUGACCUCAUUUACGACACCACGCCGAGCUCUGAGAUCUCUCCAUCACAAUCUAUCCGCCCCACGUGUUUCACGCAUGCUCCCUCCCUCAAGCAUAGAAAGCUUCUGCGUCUCAGCCAGGGCCCCAGUCAUGUUCCUAACGAGCCAAUUUAUUCUACCGCACGGAGCUCUCGUCGGUCACGGUCUCUUCGUCCAACCAGUUUCAUACAUUCUUCGUCCCCCGAUUCCGCCGAGCGCAGGAAGCUCGAAAAUCUGAAGCAGGGAAUCCGUAAUGCUCCCGACGAGCUGCUUGUUCAAAUUCUCAAAGAGACGAAUCGUGGGUAUCUCCUCGCUUUGCCAACAGACAAGGCCAGCACACCGACGCCCAAGUUCGAGUUCAGAUCCACCAAGGCCGCAACGCUCGACGAACGGAUAGAUCGAUUAAUCGAUCAAAGGUUUGAUAAAAAGUUUGAAGAAAGAAUGGACCACUAUCUCGAAUUUGGCGAUUCACGGUUUAUCGAAAAAUUAACUGAAUGUGCCACAAGUGAGUGUCGUGAGCAGAUCUCCGAUGAAUUCAAGACUCGCGGGGUUGAGCUUGAGGAAGAGCUCGAAAGUUCUAUAUUGGAGGUUCGCCAGGCAGUUGGGGACGGGCUAGAGGACCUCAGAAAGCAACAUGCACAGUGUGAACAUGAUAUCAAGGAUCUGGAGGCCGAGGUAGUUGCGGCUGCGGAAACGGCCGCGAAGAAAGCUGUGUCGAACAUUUUGACACGCUCGCACAAUACUUCUAGGCAGUCCUUACAUGGUAGCAACUUCUGCCCGCUCCAUGGGCUCGGCGCCAAUACAAGGCGAAGCUCUACCUAG